CAAGUCCCAUCCCAUUAUUAUCUACAAAACCCAAAAGCCCUAGAUGAUCAUUUAUUACGGUAGAGAUAUGGUGCUACAGAACACAUCCAAUUAAAAACUAGUUAGUUUCUUGAAUCUGAUAUCAGAAAAAUUAAAUGGUGGCAAUGAAUGAUCCAAAAACUUGGGUGCCAUAUUGGAACACAAGGGACUGUUCUCAAGGAUUCUGCAGCCUAUACUGCCCACAAUGGUGUAAUUACAAGAUCACCCCUCCUCCUCCACCCUCCUCUUCCGCUCAUCGCCCCUACUUUUCACCUCUCAUUAUCGCCAUCGCCGGAAUUCUGGCCGCCGGUUUCCUCCUCAUCAGCUACUACGCCGUCAUGUCCAAGUACUGCCGGAACCGACCCCCCUCUCCGGAUCCCGGUUCAAGCCACGAGGAUCAGCCCUGCAACGCCGCCGCCGGCGAAAAUGGGCUGUGUGAAGCCCGGAUAAACUCCAUCGCCGUCUUCAAGUACCGGAAGGGAGAUGGAGCUGUGGACGGCUCAGAUUGCCCGGUUUGCCUCGGCGAAUUUCAGGAGGACGAUCGCCUCCGGCUGCUGCCGACUUGCCGCCACGCUUUCCACGUCGCGUGCAUUGAUCCGUGGCUUAAAUCCAACUCCAAUUGCCCUCUUUGCCGGGCGAGCAUUGUGUUCUCGACGGGAAAUCAAGAAAGAAGAAGCGAUGAACCGGAGAUUCCUGUUAGAGAUAAUAGGCAUGAGCAUAGUGUGAUCCCAAUCGCGGAUAAUCAUGGCGGGGAAAAUCAAGAGAUUAUUAGAAGAUCUCUGUCCAUGAAUUAUGUUUAUCAUCAAGGCCGAUUGUCGGUGGCUGAUAUUCUACGCAUGGAUGAUGAUGAUCAUUUCCCAGAUUCCCAGUUGAGACACACGCUCUCACUUUCCAGGGCCAAAUUCUUGUUUCCUAUGCUUAACAGAGGCCGACUUGCAACGAUUCCAUUCUGAAUUCUUUUCAUUUGUUCCCAUAUAUCCUCACAAUCUAGCUUAAUUAUUUCAAGAUUAUAUAUGUUAACCACAUUUUGAUUCAAA
Molecule: messenger RNA, 1055 nt
Organism: Ipomoea nil (Japanese morning glory)
Lineage: Eukaryota; Viridiplantae; Streptophyta; Magnoliopsida; Solanales; Convolvulaceae
Product: E3 ubiquitin-protein ligase Os04g0590900-like
Exons: 1
Coding region: 135-971 (278 amino acids)
Biological process (GO): protein ubiquitination
Molecular function (GO): transferase activity
Source: RefSeq, a predicted model, not a curated record